Messenger RNA from Stegostoma tigrinum, 2931 nucleotides. RefSeq names its product cullin 3b (gene cul3b). The record is from RefSeq and is a predicted model, not a curated record. Gene Ontology annotation, molecular function: ubiquitin protein ligase binding. Gene Ontology annotation, cellular component: Cul3-RING ubiquitin ligase complex. The transcript has 16 exons. Gene Ontology annotation, biological process: ubiquitin-dependent protein catabolic process; protein ubiquitination. Lineage: Eukaryota; Metazoa; Chordata; Chondrichthyes; Orectolobiformes; Stegostomatidae. Bases 271 to 2574 code for a protein of 767 amino acids.
CUGACCUGCGCACUGAAGGUUUCGGCCGCCAUAGAGCCGGGCUGGUAUUUUCCAACAGAUUUUUUUUGAUAUUAAAAAUUGUUUCAUGGUCGAAGGUCCUGCUGCCUCUCACUUGAAGGGGGUCAGAUCAACCCGAAUCACUGGCCGUGGAUCCCGUCUAAUCGAGAGGUUUAAUUGUAGCUCGGUCUUUUAUCGGAACUUCCACUCCCCCUUUUCUUUUUCUCUCCUCCCCUGUAAGUGAGUCCUAUGUGAAAGAAAUCAUCCGCCAACAUGUCAAACCUGGGCAAAGCUGGGACGAAGAAAGACACCAAGAUGAGGAUACGAGCGUUUCCCAUGACUAUGGAUGAGAAAUAUGUAAAUAGCAUCUGGGAUUUACUAAAGAAUGCCAUCCAAGAGAUUCAGCGCAAAAAUAAUAGUGGGCUCAGCUUUGAGGAACUUUACAGAAAUGCAUAUACAAUGGUGUUACAUAAGCAUGGUGAGAAACUGUAUACUGGACUGAGAGAAGUUGUAACUGAACAUCUGAUCAAUAAGGUACGGGAAGAUGUAUUGAACUCGUUAAAUAAUAACUUUCUACAGACCUUAAAUCAAGCAUGGAAUGACCAUCAGACUGCAAUGGUGAUGAUAAGAGACAUCCUCAUGUAUAUGGAUCGUGUGUAUGUACAACAGAAUAACGUAGAGAAUGUUUACAACUUGGGGUUGAUCAUUUUCAGAGAUCAGGUAGUGCGCUACGGUUGCAUUCGAGACCACUUACGCCAGACUCUUCUGGAUAUGAUUGCAAGGGAGAGGAAAGGAGAGGUAGUAGACAGAGGUGCAAUUCGGAAUGCCUGUCAGAUGCUAAUGAUUCUCGGCUUAGAAGGUCGAUCAGUGUAUGAGGAAGAUUUUGAGGCUCCGUUUUUAGAAAUGUCUGCUGAAUUCUUCCAGAUGGAAAGUCAGAAGUUCUUAGCAGAGAAUAGUGCAUCUGUGUACAUUAAGAAAGUGGAAGCACGGAUUAACGAAGAAAUUGAACGAGUCAUGCACUGUCUUGAUAAAUCCACAGAAGAACCAAUUGUGAAGGUGGUGGAAAGGGAACUAAUCUCUAAACACAUGAAGACUAUUGUAGAAAUGGAAAACUCUGGCUUAGUCCACAUGUUAAAAAAUGGAAAAACAGAAGACUUAGCAUGCAUGUACAAGCUCUUCAGUCGUGUGCCAAAUGGACUGAAAACCAUGUGUGAAUGUAUGAGUUCCUACCUGAGAGAACAGGGCAAAGCACUCGUGUCUGAAGAAGGUGAAGGCAAGAACCCAGUGGACUACAUUCAGGGUCUCCUUGAUCUGAAAGGCAGAUUUGAUCGCUUCCUUCAAGAUUCAUUCAACAAUGAUCGUCUUUUUAAACAGACCAUAGCUGGUGACUUUGAAUACUUUCUUAACCUCAACUCCAGAUCCCCAGAGUAUUUGUCAUUAUUUAUUGAUGACAAACUUAAGAAGGGAGUAAAAGGCUUGACAGAACAAGAAGUUGAGACAAUCUUGGACAAAGCCAUGGUACUGUUCCGAUUUAUGCAGGAGAAAGAUGUGUUUGAGCGAUACUACAAGCAACACCUGGCGAGAAGGCUUCUCACUAACAAAAGUGUUUCUGAUGACUCGGAGAAAAAUAUGAUCUCAAAACUUAAGACGGAGUGUGGCUGCCAGUUCACAUCUAAACUGGAAGGAAUGUUCAGGGACAUGAGUAUCUCAAAUACAACGAUGGAUGAGUUUCGACAACACUUACAAACUACUGGGGUUUCUCUAGGAGGUGUCGACUUAACAGUAAGAGUUUUGACUACAGGGUAUUGGCCUACUCAGUCUGCUACACCAAAAUGUAAUAUCCCCCCUGCACCGCGACACGCCUUUGAAGUCUUUAGAAGAUUCUACUUGGCAAAGCACAGUGGUCGACAGCUCACGCUCCAACACCACAUGGGUUCAGCCGAUCUGAAUGCUACUUUUUACGGACCUGUGAAAAAGGAAGAUGGUUCUGAGGUUGGAGUAGGUGGAGCUCAAGUAACUGGCUCGAAUACCAGAAAGCACAUAUUACAAGUAUCAACUUUCCAAAUGACUAUAUUAAUGCUCUUUAACAAUAGAGAAAAAUACACAUUUGAGGAAAUUCAGCAGGAGACAGAUAUUCCUGAACGAGAAUUGAUCAGGGCGCUUCAGUCAUUAGCAUGUGGAAAACCAACGCAACGAGUCCUUAGCAAAGAACCCAAGUCGAAAGAAAUUGAGCCUGGCCAUGUUUUUAUAGUGAACGAUCAGUUCACAUCAAAGUUGCACAGAGUCAAGAUUCAAACAGUUGCUGCCAAACAAGGAGAGUCUGACCCAGAACGAAAAGAAACACGCCAGAAAGUAGAUGAUGACAGAAAGCAUGAAAUUGAAGCUGCCAUUGUCCGCAUCAUGAAAUCAAGGAAGAAGAUGCAGCAUAAUGUUCUUGUAGCAGAGGUGACCCAGCAACUGAAGGCUCGCUUCUUACCAAGCCCCGUGGUAAUUAAAAAAAGAAUUGAGGGACUUAUCGAGAGAGAAUACUUGGCACGAACACCUGAGGAUCGCAAAGUAUACACUUAUGUAGCGUAAGAUGCAUUCAACAGGUUUAUCUGUUUUUAAAAUGCAUUCAACAGGUUUAUCUGUUCUGGACUGUAUAAUCGCAUGAACUGGGAGGUUCAUUUUAAAAAUAUUAAGAAGACCUUCUCCAAAUAAAUUGCAGUAAGUGUACUAGAUUAUUCAGAUCAAGCCCUCAUUCCCUGUGAUAAUUUUGAACAAAAAUGGACCCAACUUCUGGUUGCUCACUGUUUUACCCAUGUAGAGAUCAUCUUUAACAGUUCCUCGGGAAAAUGUGAAUGUGUUUUCAUUUUGUUUUCAGUACUGUAAAAAAAUAAAAUAAAAUCUAGAAAACGUGAAAUACCAUCAAUAAAAAUAAAGUAACUGUUCGAA